This is a messenger RNA of Drepanopeziza brunnea f. sp. 'multigermtubi' MB_m1, 525 nucleotides long. RefSeq lists its product as uncharacterized. NCBI's taxonomy places the organism in Eukaryota, Fungi, Ascomycota, Leotiomycetes, Helotiales, Drepanopezizaceae. The record is from RefSeq and is a predicted model, not a curated record. Gene Ontology annotation, cellular component: mitochondrion; membrane; cytoplasm.
AUGUUCAGAUGGUACCAAAUGAAGCUGGCCUCGCGCCCAAUCCUCACCCAGAGCGUCACCACAGCUGUGCUGUUCGCGACCGGAGACACAAUGGCACAACAGCUGGUUGAGAAGAAAGGACUGGAGAAGCACGAUCUGGCACGUACCGGACGGAUGGCUUUGUAUGGAGGAGCGAUCUUUGGCCCAGCUGCCACAACCUGGUUCAAGUUCCUCCAGAACAAGAUCGUCCUCCAGAACAAAAACGCCGAGAUCAUUGCCCGCGUCGCCUGCGACCAGACGCUCUUCGCCAGCACCAACCUGUUCUGCUUCCUGAGCAGUAUGGCCAUCAUGGAGGGCACGAGCCCGCAGGACAAGCUGGAGCAGAGCUACUGGACGGCGCUGAGAAGCAAUUGGAUGGUGUGGCCGUUCAUCCAAUGCGUCAACUUCAAAUUGGUGCCGCUGCACCACCGGGUACUGGUUGUCAAUGUCAUCUCGCUCGGUUGGAAUUGCUACCUGAGCUUCUUGAAUAGCCAGGGUGGGAAGUAG